This is a messenger RNA of Parascedosporium putredinis, 1626 nucleotides long. The record is from the annotation of a GenBank genome assembly. NCBI's taxonomy places the organism in Eukaryota, Fungi, Ascomycota, Sordariomycetes, Microascales, Microascaceae.
AUGCUAUCUCCAUCUACCACUAGUCUACGCUCCCCAGUAAACCGACUCAUCGCCCUACUCUCUUUCCUCGCCAGAGUCUCUUCCAGCUACUUCCUCAUCCGCAUAGUCCCGACCGUCUCCGCCACUUUUUCCAUCGCACGAUGCUGCACCCUCGCCGCCCGCGAAAAUUUCCGCGAAUAUUACGAGGAGCUGUAUCCAUGGCAACUCAGCUCUCUCGAGCAGUGGCUUGUGCCCUUGUCCACGUACAUCUCGCCGUACAUCGGAAUCCUGCUCCUCUGCCCUGUCGGCGACGCCAAGGGGUUUGGCACCGGAGAAGGGCAUCACAGUGCCAUCACGAAAAAGGUCCUGGGUGGUCUGAAUAUCGUCUGGAAACCGGUACAGGAGCAUUUUAGUCUGUUAGGCGAUCCUGCCAGCGCGGUAUUUGGGGCCUUGCACGAGAUUUGGUCGGAUGCGCGCUCCCUGCGGGGGCUGAAGUCCUAUGACCCUGAUAGCCCGGCCCAGCAACGAUCGUGGAUCGCGAUUCUAUCGGGGAAUCUAAAAUGUCCAGACUCAUCCGGCGCCUCCUCGAGCCAUGCACCUCUGCUAGUUGCGUCCCCGGAUAACAAGCAAGUCUCCGAUCUAACAACGGAACCGUUGACGGCACCAGAGAGAGUUUCGGCCGCAGACAGGGCGAUCGAGACGGUGCUCGCCGCGCGAGGAAGCUUCGUGAGCACCAUCCUCCUCCCCGUCAUCCUCAUGUUCGCCGUCACAGCCGCGACGUUCUACGACGCCUACAGCAAGAAGGGGGACAAGAACACCGGGCUCUCGCUCGCGUACUGCGUCUGGUAUUCGUGGAUCAUCGUGCUCGGCGUCGCUUCCAACUCUUCCAUCAGCAUCUUUUCAUCCGAGGCAGCCCACCGCGCGUUUGACGGCGUGAUCGACUUGGGGAAGUUGGAGAGCACGUCCCUCCGCCACCGCUUUAUCAAUGCCCAUCUCUGGAAGUCUUGGUCAGAGGCUACGGAGAACGCUGGGUGGACGGCCAACGCCACCAGGCACGAGUUGAGGGCGGACUGGCGUCUCUGGCUCAGGUUCUGCAUCGGGCAGCUGAUCGGUCUCAGCUGCGUCGCCUUUUCUUCCGCUGGCGCAACGGUGAUUGCUUGGACGACGCCGACGACGGGAUUAGGUUGCAGAUCGUUCAAUUUUAUCCUGUACGUCAUUCUAUCAGCGGCCGCGUCGUUGCUUCGCGUCCUCUACACCUGGAUGUCGCUUGACCCACACGCGAAGACAAACUUCCGAUACCGGCUCCCCGCCCUUGGAUUUCUCUAUUGGCUCUUCGUCGUGGUUAAUUCGCAAGUCAUGAUUCUCGGAACAGUCUUUCACUUGGUCGGUGUCUUCCGUACGUGCUGGUGCGACCGGCUGUUCUGGAACGAGUCCACGCAGAUCGAACUGAACAGCAAGACGACCGAGGCGGUGGAAAAUGCCGAUACGUACUGGCUCUCCACGGCGUACGUGGUAUUCGGAGGUGUUUGGCUAGCGUGCUUCUGUUGCAUGGUCCUUCGAGGGUUCAUCGUGCGGAAGUUGCAAAACUUUAUUGACUGUAAGCGAGCAGUCGCCAAAGAGGCGUGUCGUGCAGUUCGACAAUCCUAG